CACAAACACAUAUGUGACAGUACAAAAACAUAAUUCACAAUGUUAUCAAACAACAUAUCUGGUAGGUUGCUAAUCAGUACGUUAGUUCUAUUUUAGAAAUGAAGCGGUCCAGACGUUAGGGUUUAAGGAGAAUGACGAAGAUACUGAAGGGUCCAAAUCUCUCUUCCAAACACACAAAACUCCGGUGAAUUCAUGGCGAGGAUGAGAUUGAGAUUCUCGGAGACAAAUUCACUCAACGGCAUUCAUCCCGUCGUGUCGUUUCCCGGAGCUUCGUUUCUUGGAUUUUCAAGUGAUGGAGCACAUGAUCUCCUGAAACCCUCGAAAGUCUGAAGCCGCUGGUGACGCUGAAGGAGAAUUCCUUGAGUAGUUACUACUCCAAAUAAUCCGGCCUCAGCUUCUUCCUAGUUUUAAAAAAUGCGUUCUAGCAGUAUGAAGAAUGAAUUGUAGGUUGCGGAAGUGUUGAGUUAGUGUUUUUUUUUUUUUUUUUUUUUUUUUUUUUUUUCUCUAUGCACCCUACGUCUUACGAUUCGCAGUGGGAAGAAGUUUUUCUUGACAGAAGCUUCAAUCCACACUUUGUGUUCCUGUUCCCUUUGCACAUAUCGCUGAAACGUUGGCCGCGAUGUUGGCAGUAGCGCCCUUGUUUUGUCCGCCCCUAAGUACAUCAUCACUUAAACGUUGCGUUUCUGUUGAUAGUCGACCGAAUGCUCAAACGCGUGAAUCUAAAGGUUUAGGGUUUAAGUCUCAACCUCAAAUUAGUUGCUUAAUUGCCAAAAUUCCGUUCGCUAGGGUUAGUGCUUAUCAAACUCAGCAUGGAUAUUUUUUCAAUAUUAGACCAUGGAGUCCAUCUUCCAAUGGCCGAAGGAGCGUGCGUACGUCUGUCGUGUGUGAAACUCAGAAGAACGAAGACGAGAACGUUACUAGAGCCAGAGGUGAUCAACUGCGCAGCUGGAUUCUCAACAGUGCGAGAAAGCGACAGGAGUCACUGGGAGAGAGAAUUAUGAGGAUGGUGGCCGGAGCAAGCUCAGCGCCAAUUGCACAAUAUAUUCCUUUUCCCGUGACUCCCUUGCAUACCCUAGACCCACGCGUUAAACAGGCUUGGCUUUUGGCUCUCGUCGUGCUUCCUGCUCGAUCACACAUGGCGAUUCGGAUUUCCAUGGUUGCUUUCCUGGCCGUAGCAACUAUGUGCACGCUUCCUCGGCGAAUUUGGCAGGACCAACUAGGCCGCAUGGCUGCACUCUCGGGAUUCCUUUUCGUUAUGCUUGCUUUGGGAACUGAUGGAGUAGCUCCUGUGAUGCAAUCUCGGAGGCCUUUGAUCGCGUCACAAGGCUUACCAAAACUCCCUGCUGCAUUAAGUGGGUAUAAAUAUGUGCUUCUUAAGUUAGGCCCCUUCCAGCUUACACGAAAGGGCGUAUCCCUGGCUGCUGCAGCGUCAUGUCUGUCCUUCACUGUACUUCAAAGUGCGAGUCUUUGCUUAACAACGACUACACCGGAGCAGCUUGCUGCAGCGCUGCGGUGGUACUUGGCACCGUUCGCUCGAUUAGGUGCACCCGUGGAGGAGCUCAUACUUACACUUCUUCUGUCACUACGCUUCAUUGGUAUCGUUUUUGAUGAGGUACGAAACCUUGCUGUUGGAGUUGUGGCUAGAAGCAUCGAGUGGAAGUCAUUGCGGCUGUUAGAAACAGCUGACAUAUUUUUUAAUCUCAUCGGUCGAAUUUUCAAGAACUUGUUCCUUCAUGCUGAUCAAAUAUCUCAGGCAAUGGUUGCUCGGGGUUAUCGUGGUAAUCCAGUCAAGCACCGCAUUUACUUUCUCACAAAGCUGUCCAUUAAGCCGCAGGACUGGAUUGCGAUUUCAGGCUUACUGAUCUUAACGGCUUUCUCUAUGUAUCUUGAGAUCACGCUACCUGCCUGAUAUGCCUUGCAGCAUAUAAUAAAUCCUGUUGAUUCUGAAAGUUCACAUCCUUCA
Molecule: messenger RNA, 1963 nt
Organism: Physcomitrium patens
Lineage: Eukaryota; Viridiplantae; Streptophyta; Bryopsida; Funariales; Funariaceae
Product: protein ABCI12, chloroplastic
Cellular component (GO): chloroplast
Source: RefSeq, a predicted model, not a curated record